AUGGCUGACCAACUCAACAUGUCUGGCCUGAACAUUCAGGACCAGCAGAACCAACCCCGCUCCUACAUCCCUCCCCACAUGCGUAAGAUGAAUGGUGGUCCUCCCCCUCCGGCGCCGGCGGCGGCGGCGGCGGCGGCAAUCAACGGCGGCGGCGGUGGUAUCAACAACAGCGCCUGGGCUGGCAGAGGCCAGCAGAAUUUCGAUGCCCGUGCGCCUGCCGGCGGUGACUGGCCCGCCAUGGGCGGUCCUGGCGGCCCUGGAGCAGUCCUUCCACCCCGUGGUGGUCGUGGUGGCUGGCAAGAAGGCGGUGGCCGCGGCGGUGGAUACAGCGGCGGCUACAGCGGUAACGCUGGUGGUGGUGGUGGCCAGCAGGCUCGUGGCUCCGGCGACGGCCAGUGGCGCGACGGCAAGCACAUUCCCGGCCCUGCCAACCCCCGUGUCGAGCGCGAGCUCUUCGGCACUGGUGUCGACGACGCAUCCAAGCAGCAGACCGGUAUCAACUUUGAGAAGUACGACGACAUCCCCGUCGAGGCUUCUGGACACGACGUCCCUGAGCCCGUCCUCACCUUCUCCAACCCCCCUCUCGACAACCACCUCAUCGGCAACAUCGAGAUGGCUCGCUACAAGGUUCCCACCCCCGUCCAGAAGUACUCGAUCCCUAUCGUUAUGGGCGGUCGCGAUCUUAUGGCUUGUGCUCAGACUGGUUCCGGAAAGACUGGUGGUUUCCUUUUCCCCAUUCUGUCCCAGGCCUUCAUCAACGGUCCUUCUACGGUCCCUCCCAACGCCGCCGGUGGUUUCGGCCGUCAGCGCAAGGCUUACCCCACAUCUCUGAUUCUGGCUCCCACUCGUGAGCUGGUUUCCCAGAUCUACGAAGAGUCCCGCAAGUUCGCGUACCGCUCCUGGGUCCGCCCUUGUGUCGUCUACGGUGGUGCCGACAUCGGCUCCCAGCUUCGUCAGAUCGAGCGCGGCUGCGACUUGCUCGUUGCCACCCCCGGACGUCUUGUCGAUCUUAUCGAGCGUGGCCGCAUCUCCCUCCAGAACAUCAAGUACCUUGUGCUCGAUGAGGCUGACCGCAUGCUUGACAUGGGUUUCGAGCCCCAAAUUCGCCGUAUCGUCGAGGGCGAGGACAUGCCCAAUGUUCAGAACCGCCAGACUCUCAUGUUCUCCGCCACCUUCCCCCGCGACAUCCAGAUGCUCGCUCGCGACUUCUUGAAGGACUACAUUUUCCUGUCCGUUGGUCGUGUUGGUUCCACCUCUGAGAACAUUACCCAGAAGGUCGAGUACGUCGAGGACGUCGACAAGCGCUCUGUUCUCUUGGAUAUUCUCCACACCCACGGUGCCGGUCUCACCCUCAUUUUCGUCGAGACCAAGCGCAUGGCCGACUCUCUGUCCGACUUCUUGAUCAACCAAAACUUCCCCGCCACCUCUAUUCACGGUGACCGCACUCAGCGUGAGCGUGAGCGCGCUUUGGAGUUCUUCCGCAACGGUCGCUGCCCCAUUCUGGUUGCCACCGCUGUUGCCGCUCGUGGUCUCGAUAUCCCCAACGUUACCCAUGUCGUCAACUACGACCUGCCCACCGACAUUGACGACUACGUCCACCGUAUUGGUCGUACUGGUCGUGCCGGAAACACCGGUCACUCCACUGCCUUUUUCAACCGGGGUAACCGUGGUGUCGUUCGCGAGCUUCUUGAGCUUCUUAAGGAGGCCAACCAGGAGGUUCCCAGCUUUUUGGAGACCAUUGCCCGUGAGUCUUCCUACGGCGGCGGUCGUGGCGGCCGUCCUCGCGGCGGUGGCCGUGGACAGGGUGCCAACCGUGACUUCCGCAAGUUCGGAGGUGGCGGCGGCGGCGGCGGCGGCGGCGGCGGCGGCUUCGGAGGCGCUCCUGGCGGUGGCUUCAGCGGCGGUGGUGCUGCGAGUUUUCGAUUUGUCAUUUUUCUUUUGGUUUGCGCGCAUGGGUCGACAUGGUACGCAUUCAUCAUCACGCUUUUUCUGCAUUUCGACUUCUUCGACACGGCGACAUGA
Colletotrichum spaethianum is the source of this 2022-nucleotide messenger RNA. RefSeq names its product ATP-dependent RNA helicase DED1. NCBI's taxonomy places the organism in Eukaryota, Fungi, Ascomycota, Sordariomycetes, Glomerellales, Glomerellaceae. The transcript has 4 exons. Gene Ontology annotation, molecular function: ATP binding; RNA binding; RNA helicase activity. The coding region runs from base 1 to 2022 and encodes 673 amino acids. The record is from RefSeq and is a predicted model, not a curated record. Gene Ontology annotation, cellular component: nucleus.